Messenger RNA from Manihot esculenta (cassava), 2780 nucleotides. RefSeq names its product tRNA uridine 5-carboxymethylaminomethyl modification enzyme MnmG. Gene Ontology annotation, molecular function: flavin adenine dinucleotide binding. Gene Ontology annotation, biological process: tRNA wobble uridine modification; tRNA methylation. The record is from RefSeq and is a predicted model, not a curated record. The transcript has 13 exons. The coding region runs from base 154 to 2346 and encodes 730 amino acids. NCBI's taxonomy places the organism in Eukaryota, Viridiplantae, Streptophyta, Magnoliopsida, Malpighiales, Euphorbiaceae.
AUUGCUUCUCCUUUCAUUCGUGUCCAAACGCAUCCUAGUCUUCUUCUUCUACCUGAAAAUGCAAGCAUAUUUGUUCAUAGGCAUAGCUCCUUCACUGUGAACUUCGACAAUAGCUCCUAUUGAAGUCUUGGAUUCUUCCUUCUCAUUUUCGCAAUGCCACUUCACUUGCCUCUUUCCCCUCCAUCGAUGAUCUCCUUCGUCGUCAACAUGUUAGCUCCUUCACGUUCUUGCCUCACCUUUCAGCUACGGUACCAUUUCCCGCACCGAUUUCAAGUUCACACGCGGCGCCCACGCCAUCAAUUUCAGUUACGGCGUCGGUUCUCCACUUAUGCGGCAACAGCAACCCACCACCACCAUAGCUAUCAUGGCAGUCCUGUUGGAACAAUUGAUGAAAGAUAUGAUGUUAUCGUGGUCGGAGGAGGACAUGCAGGUUGUGAAGCAGCCCUUGCAUCUGCUCGUUUAGGGGCAAAAACUCUUCUUCUCACCCUAAAUAUAGACCGAAUCGCAUGGCAGCCUUGCAACCCAGCAGUCGGUGGACCUGCAAAAUCACAAUUAGUUCAUGAAGUGGAUGCACUUGGUGGUGAAAUUGGGAAGGUUGCGGAUAGGUGCUAUUUGCAAAAGCGUGUGCUGAACAUCUCCAGAGGUCCUGCUGUUCGAGCUUUACGUGCACAAACUGACAAAAGGGAAUAUGCUAUGGAAAUGAAGAAGAUAGUGGAGAGCACUCCAAAUCUUUCUAUCAGAGAGGCAAUGGUAACAAAUAUCUUGCUAGGAAAAAAUGAUAAUGUGGAAGGUGUCAGCACUUUUUUUGGAAUGGAUUUCUAUGCUCCUUCAGUUAUUCUCACUACCGGAACUUUUAUGAGUGGUAAAAUUUGGGUUGGUAGAACUUCUAUGCCUGCGGGAAGAGCUGGUGAGUCAGCUUCACAAGGACUCACUGAGAACUUGCAACAGCUUGGAUUUGAAACUGAUCGUCUGAAAACUGGAACUCCAGCUCGUGUGGACAUUCGAACGGUGGAUUUUUCCAGUUUGGAACCUCAGCAUGGAGAUGAAGAGGUGAACUGGUUUAGUUUUGAUCCCGACGUGCACGUUGAAAGGGAACAAAUGUGUUGCUAUCUAACACGUACUACAAAAAUUACUCAUCAACUUAUAAAGGAGAACUUACACGAAACUCCAACGUAUGGAGGGUGGGUUGAAGCAAAAGGGCCUAGAUAUUGUCCUUCCAUUGAAGAUAAGAUUGUGAGGUUUCAAGAUAAAGAAUCGCAUCAGAUUUUUCUUGAACCAGAGGGUCGAAAUGUGCCUGAGCUAUAUGUGCAGGGGUUCUCAACUGGUUUACCUGAGAGACUACAGUUACCACUCUUGAGAAGUUUGCCUGGACUUGAAAACUGUUCAAUGCUGAGGCCUGCAUAUGCUGUGGAGUAUGAUUUCUUGCCUGCACAUCAAUGCUCUAGGUCUCUCAUGACCAAGAAGGUCGAGGGCCUUUUCUUCUCGGGUCAGAUAAAUGGGACAACAGGUUAUGAAGAGGCCGCAGCGCAGGGAAUUAUUUCUGGUAUUAAUGCUGCAAGACAUUCAGAUGGCAAGCCCCUCAUUGUACUUGAGAGGGAAAGCAGUUAUAUAGGCACAUUAAUUGAUGAUCUGGUCACCAAGGACCUUCGAGAGCCAUACCGGAUGUUAACAAGUCGCUCCGAACACCGGUUGCUUCUCCGAUCUGAUAAUGCUGAUAGUCGUCUUACGCCUCUGGGGAAUGAAAUUGGUUUGAUAGAUGAUAGACGGUGGAAGCUAUACCUGGAUAAGCAAGCUCGAAUCUCUGAGGAGAAAAAGCGUUUGAAAACUGUCAGAAUUUCAGGAGGGGAUUUGGCUGCUGAUGUUACUCAUCUGUCUGGACAGCCUGUGAGGGAGUCUUCAACACUGGAGAGUCUUUUGAAAAAACCACACAUCCAGUAUGAGGUACUGGAUAAGCAUGGUUUUGGAAAUAAGCUCCUAACUAGAGAGGAUAAAGAGUGUGUGGAGAUUGAUGUCAAGUAUGAAGGCUUCAUUAUCCGUCAGCAGAUCCAACUCCAACAGAUGGCUCAUCAACAAAACAGACCACUUCCAGAGGACUUGGAUUACUAUGCAAUGACAACUUUGUCUCUUGAAGCACGUGAGAAACUCUCCAAGGUGAGGCCACAAACUAUUGGCCAAGCAAGCAGAGUAGGUGGCGUGAGCCCUGCCGACAUCACUGCGCUUCUUAUAAUCCUCGAAACCCGGAGAAGAAAAGCUAAGGAACAGAGGAGGCACAAAAUGUUGAAUUCUGUUCUGACGGAAACAAAUCCCAUAUCCAAUGCCCCUUUGACAGAGACAAUCAACUCUUAAUAUAUUCCCAAUGCGUCAUUCUUUGUUUUCGCGGUUUAUCGGCUUCAGAAUUGUGUGAAGCAUCUAUGACACUAUCAGUUCUUCGGAGGAAGCAAUGCAGGAGUAGGAUGAAACUGUGAUUCUACUUGCAAUCUUCAGGCCUUAUGAUGAGUGAUUGCUGUAAUGGCCACUUUCAACAAGCUGUUAGGUGGAAGAAAUUUGAUGCUUCUGCCAUCAGUUGGCGGCCACCGGUUCUGUUUCUGCUGGCUAAACCAAAACAUGAAGGCUAGAACAGCAAGUCUAGCCUCAAAAGUUAUUUUCGUCACAUCUAUAUUUUCGUCGCUGUUCUAUAAAAUCAGAAGACAAUAUGUAUAUCCUUUGAAUCACCUACUUCUUGUUUAGUUAUGGAAAAUAUUCAGAAAUAGAACCACAAAUAAGUUUGGUUCGUUUCGGAA